UGCUAGAAGCCAUUGCCAAACUAAACGUAAAUUUGUUAUUAAGCUUGAAUAUAUAUCAAAAUAAAACUAUUUCAAUAUGGCUAAGCAUCAUCCCGAUUUGAUUUUCUGCCGAAAACAGCCUGGUGUAGCUAUUGGCCGGCUUUGCGAAAAGGACGAUGGCAAAUGUGUAAUUUGUGACUCUUAUGUCCGUCCUUGCACCUUGGUGCGAAUCUGUGAUGAAUGUAACUAUGGGUCGUAUCAGGGACGCUGCGUUAUAUGUGGCGGCCCUGGGGUCUCCGAUGCCUACUACUGCAAAUCCUGCACCAUUCAAGAGAAGGAUCGCGAUGGCUGUCCUAAGAUCGUUAAUCUGGGCAGCUCAAAGACAGAUUUGUUCUAUGAGCGUAAGAAAUAUGGAUUCAAGCAAAAUUACUAAAGACUGGGGAUGGCAGAAAAAUGUGAAGCAAAGAGAGCGAUAAAUUAAUUGCAACCG
This is a messenger RNA of Drosophila arizonae, 469 nucleotides long. It is a transcript of the gene Phf5a, whose product is annotated as PHD finger protein 5a. The record is from RefSeq and is a predicted model, not a curated record. NCBI's taxonomy places the organism in Eukaryota, Metazoa, Arthropoda, Insecta, Diptera, Drosophilidae. Gene Ontology annotation, biological process: mRNA splicing, via spliceosome.